Molecule: messenger RNA, 3300 nt
Organism: Dovyalis caffra
Lineage: Eukaryota; Viridiplantae; Streptophyta; Magnoliopsida; Malpighiales; Salicaceae
Source: the annotation of a GenBank genome assembly
AUGGGUUGCGUAUACUCACGAUCCUGUAUCGGCGAGGUCUGCAUACCGAAAGACCUUAAAACUAAAAACCAAAACCGCCAAGAAAGCACACAAAAUGCAAGAGUCUUGACAGAUAUUCCAGUCUUCUCUCCUGCUGCUUCCUCAUCUUCAUCACUCGAAUCUGAAACACGUGACCAAAUCAACCGAUUAAACAACCACGACUUAGGCAUUACCAGACUCUCGCGUGUCUCCUCUCAGUUCCUCCCUCCUGAUGGAUCUAGAAUCGUCAAAAUCCCUUCAGCAAACUACGAAUUAAAAUAUUCAUAUCUUUCGCAGCGAGGAUACUAUCCUGAUGCCUUAGAUAAAGCCAAUCAGGAUAGUUUCUGCAUUCACACUCCGUUUGGUACAAGUUCAGAUGAUCAUUUCUUUGGUGUUUUUGAUGGACACGGUGAGUUCGGUGCUCAAUGUUCGCAGUUUGUUAAGCGAAAAUUGUGCGAAAAUCUGUUACGGAAUGGCAAGUUUCGUGUGGAUGCUGUUGAAGCUUGUCAUUCUGCGUUUUUGAGUACGAAUUCGCAGUUACACGCCGAUAGUUUAGAUGAUACUAUGAGUGGGACUACUGCUAUAACUGUUUUGGUUAGAGGGAGGACGAUUUAUGUGGCCAAUUCGGGUGAUUCUCGAGCUGUUAUAGCCGAGAAAAGAGGGGAUGAUAUUGUUGCAGUUGAUUUAUCCAUUGAUCAGACUCCGUUUCGAGUUGAUGAGCUUGAGAGAGUUAAACUAUGUGGAGCUAGAGUGCUUACAUUGGAUCAGAUUGAAGGGUUAAAAAAUCCUGAUGUUCAGUGUUGGGGAAAUGAAGAGGGUGAUGAUGGUGAUCCGCCGAGACUGUGGGUCCCGAAUGGGAUGUAUCCAGGGACAGCAUUUACUAGGAGUGUUGGAGAUUCGAUCGCUGAGAGUAUUGGUGUUGUGCCUAAUCCUGAGAUUGUUGUUCUGGAACUUGGACCUCAGCAUCCUUUUUUUGUGCUUGCUAGUGAUGGAGUUUUUGAGUUUUUGUCUAGUCAAACCGUGGUUGACAUGGUUGCAAAAUAUAAAGAUCCACGUGAUGCUUGUGCUGCAAUCGUGGCUGAAUCAUAUCGACUUUGGCUGCAAUAUGAAACUCGGACAGAUGAUAUCACGGUGAUCGUUGUUCAUAUUAAUGGUCUAGCCGAGAGUUCUGUUAGCCAAUCUACAAUAAGUUCGGGGGCUUUACGACCACCUGUUCCUCAAGUUGUUGAGGUAACAGGAUCAGAAUCUCCUGCAAACUUUAGUUGGAAUGCAAGGACCCAUCGUGUGAGGCAUGAUUUGUCACGGGCACGCCUCCGUGCCAUUGAGAGUUCACUUGAUAAUGGGCAGCUCUGGGUUCCUCCAUCUCCAGCCCAUAGGAAAACUUGGGAAGAAGAGGCACACAUUGAGAGAGCAUUGCAUGACCAUUUCCUCUUCCGAAAGCUUACUGAUUCUCAGUGUCAUGUUCUAUUGGAUUGCAUGCAAAGAGUUGAAGUUCAGCCGGGAGAAAUCAUUGUUAAACAGGGUGGUGAAGGUGAUUGCUUUUAUGUUGUUGGCAGUGGAGAAUUUGAGGUGUUGGCGACGCAGGAAGAGAAAGAUGGAGAGGUGCCUAGGGUUCUGCAGUGCUAUACAGCGGACAAGUUAUCAUCUUUUGGAGAGCUGGCGUUGAUGUACAAUAAGCCUCUCCAGGCCUCUGUUCGUGCUGUCACGAGUGGAACGCUGUGGGCUCUAAAAAGAGAGGAUUUUCGAGGAAUUCUGAUGUCGAAAUUUUCUAAUCUGUCAUCCCUGAAGUUGCUUCGUUCUGUGGAUUUGCUUUCUCGAUUGACAAUCUUGCAGCUUAGUCAUAUUGCAGAUUCUCUUUCUGAAGUUUCCUUCUCAAAUGGCCAAACCAUUGUUGAUGCGAAUGAGGAACUCUCUGGCUUACACAUCGUCCAAAAAGGAGAAGUGGCAAUUACUUUUGACGUGGACUUAUUAAGUUGUCCAAAUGUUGGAAGUCUGAAGUCUGAAAGUCAAAAGGAGGAUGAUUAUUUACACUUUGGUAACAAGGUCUCCUUAGAGAAGAAAGAGGGAAGCUAUUUCGGUGAAUGGGAACUUCUUGGUGAACAUUUUGAUUCUAUAAGCGCAGUUGCUGUUGGUGAAUGCAUAUGCUCUGUCUUGACAAAGGAGAAAUUUGAUUCAGUUGUUGGCCCUUUGGCAAAGCUUUCCAAGGGAGAUGAAAAGUCAAGGAGCUCUUCUUCGGAUUUUUCCAAGGAAUCUGCUGAAAUUACCAAUAUUGCAGCUCCUUUUAAAGUUCAGCUAUCUGAUCUGGAGUGGAGGCAUUCUUUAUAUUCCACUGACUACAGUGAGGUUGGGCUUGUAAAUUUGAGGGACUCAGAAAAUUUGCUUAGUUUGAAAAGGUUUUCGAAGCAGAAGAUCAAGAUUCUGGGAAAGGAGGAACAAGUUUUGAAAGAGAAAUAUAUUAUGAAGAGUGCGGGUACUUUGGCCUUUGUGCCUGAGAUUCUAUGUACUUCUGCAGAUAGAUCACAUGCUGCCAUAUUGCUAAAUGCAUUCCUUGCCUGCCCAUUGGCUUCAAUACUUCACACAGCACUUGAUGAACCAUCUGCACGGUUUUGUGCUGCCUCUGUUGUUAUUGCCUUGGAAGAUUUGCACAAGAAUGGCAUUCUCUACAGAGGGGUGUCUCCUGAGGUCUUAAUGUUGGACCGAACAGGAUAUAUACAGCUAGUAGACUUCAGGUUUGGAAAGAAGUUGUCUGGUGAAAGAACAUUUACAAUUUGUGGAAUGGCAGACUCUUUAGCUCCAGAGAUAGUUCAGGGGAAGGGGCAUGGUCUCCCUGCUGACUGGUUAGCUGCUAUUACUAGACGUAGGCAUGGGGAUUAUUGCAUGUGGGCAUUGGGAGUCUUGAUCUAUUUCAUGCUACAAGGUGAAAAGCCAUUUGGAUCAUGGAGAGAGAGUGAGCUUGAUAUAUAUGCAAAGAUUGUGAAACGACAGCUAAAUCUUCCUUCUAAUUUCAGCCCUGAAGCUAUUGAGCUCAUCACCCAGUUGCUUGAAGUUGAUGAAAGUUCAAGACUUGGAAACGUAGGACCUGACUCUAUAAAAAAUCAUCCAUGGUUUGAUGCUGUUGACUGGAAAGGGAUUAGAGAUAGAAGCCUUCCUGUUCCUUCUGAAAUAGCCUCUCGGGUUACCCAACAUUUGGAAAGUCGCUCUCAGGAAUGCACUGCUCCUCUAGCUUCUCCAUCUCAAGAUGUAGACGAUCUUAAUGUCCCUGAAUGGCUUGAUGAUUGGUAG